Messenger RNA from Chaetomium fimeti, 1356 nucleotides. RefSeq lists its product as uncharacterized. NCBI's taxonomy places the organism in Eukaryota, Fungi, Ascomycota, Sordariomycetes, Sordariales, Chaetomiaceae. Bases 1 to 1356 code for a protein of 451 amino acids. The transcript has 3 exons. Gene Ontology annotation, cellular component: plasma membrane. Gene Ontology annotation, biological process: metal ion transport; transmembrane transport. The record is from RefSeq and is a predicted model, not a curated record. Gene Ontology annotation, molecular function: magnesium ion transmembrane transporter activity; cobalt ion binding; magnesium ion binding.
AUGGCGGCACUGAACGCUCCCUGCGAGAUCACCGUCGUCGACUUCUCCGAAGACCGCCUGACCAUUCAGAGACUUGACAAUAGAACGCUGACGGGUUUCUUGACCCGGCCGCAACCGGAAUGGGCUAGUUGUCGCUGGAUCAAUGUCAAUGGUCUCAGCUGGGAUGUCAUUCAAGCCCUGGGGCGGCAUAAAAACCUCCACCGGUUGGCAGUCGAAGAUAUGAUGAACACGAAGGACAGGACAAAGGCGGAAUGGUUUCCCACACAUGCCUUUAUCGUUCUGACCCUUCAAAAGCUGGUCCAUGUAUACGAAUCCGAGAGCGAGGACUCCGAUUCCGAGUCUGAAGACGAUGCUAGGAGCCAGAGGAGCGUGUUGAGCAAGCGGAGCGCGAGGUCUCCGAAACGGCUCCUGCGGCGCUUGAAAAGGAUGUUUCGCCAGAAAGCCGACAACCGGGGAGAGAAAGUCCCGGGCACUGGCAGGUCAUCCAUCCCCGGAAAUGCUGGUGUCUAUCUCAGAUCCCAACCCACUGGCUUCUCCGAAGUGUUAGACAUCAGCCAGCUGCGUACACUCCAGCGCUAUCAUGCCUCGCCAAACGACCCGCGGACAAGGUACAUGGAGAAACACUCGGCCCUAUCCCCCAGGAACUUGGCCGUAGCCUGCGAGCAGGUGUCUAUGUUCCUCACCAACGACAACUGCAUCAUUAGCUUUUUUGAACAAUCAGCCCAUGAUAUCGAGGCGCCCAUCGUCCGGCGUCUCCAGACCAAUGACACUAUCAUCAGACAAUCAUGCGAUGCUUCCUUAGUCGGUCAGGCCAUUAUGGACGCAAUAAUCGACUUAGCGAUCCCAGUCACAGCGUGCUACGACGAUGUGAUUGGUGAUCUUGAACUGGACGUCCUCAACCGGCCCAAUAUCGGGCAUACCAAAAGCCUGUAUAUUCUCAUCUCUGAGAUCAACAAAAUCCUGUCCUUCAUCGCCCCCAUCACAACACUCAUCAAUGCCCUACGUGAUCACGAAGCCAAGGUGGCCCCAGACGUGAUCAAGACACAUCUACGGGAUCCGAACCACGGAGUCAUCAUCACGCCCAUGACUUACACCUAUCUUGGGGAUGUGCUCGACCAUUGCGUGCUGAUUACCGAGUCGCUUAACCAGCUCAAAGGCUCAGCCGAUGGCAUGAUUGGGCUCAUAUUCAAUACCCUCUCGGCCCACCAAAACGAGUCUAUGAGGCAGCUCACCGUCGCCACCAUCAUCUUCCUACCUUUGACGUUCCUCACCGGAUAUUUUGGGCAAAACUUUGUGCCGUUCGACGUUUUGGGCGAGGAUAUCAGCUACUUGUACGCACCACCCCUUUACGACUGA